Molecule: messenger RNA, 522 nt
Organism: Populus nigra (black poplar)
Lineage: Eukaryota; Viridiplantae; Streptophyta; Magnoliopsida; Malpighiales; Salicaceae
Product: zinc finger protein 7-like
Exons: 1
Coding region: 1-522 (173 amino acids)
Biological process (GO): negative regulation of abscisic acid-activated signaling pathway
Source: RefSeq, a predicted model, not a curated record
AUGUCUUCUCUUGAGCGAAAUAGGGCUUCUGAGAAUAUGGAUAAUAAUGGAUCAAAUAACCUUGAUCUGAAUUUGAUGGAUUUCUUUGAGGUAAAAUCAAAUGGAGGUAAGAGAAUGUUCAGAUGCAAGUAUUGCAAGAACAAGUUCUCCACCUCACAAGCCUUAGGAGGGCAUCAAAAUGCCCAUAAACGGGAGAGAGCCAUAGAGAAGAGAGACAAUGGUGGUGCUAUGCAUUAUCCUUCUCUUGGAAAAACCCUAGGUGUGGAUAUGAGCUCUAUGAUUCAUAAACCGGCCUAUAACCACUGGUUCCGUGGUGGUGCUAUUGCCAAUGGUGGCCAUUAUUCGGGGCUAUCAAGGGCUUCUAUUAUGAACCAUCAGCCUAGAUUGCAGCAACUGCAAGAUGGAGGGCUUCAAUCUUUGGCUAGCAUGGUUCCUAAUGCCGUCGACCUUGGGGGUUCUACCAGCACUUCUCUGAAGCAGAAGGAAGAGGGCAAAGGGCUUGAGUUGUCACUUAAGCUUUGA